UGUGCUCCAGACACAGCUGUGUGUGUUGCCAGUGACACUGUCUCAUGUUUUUUUUUUAUUUUUACUUUUAUUUUUAUUUUUAUUGUACUUUUUUGUGCCGUCGUUUUUGUAUCUGUGAAAAUAGCAAACGUCUGGACAACUAAGAAAAAUAAAACGUAAAACGUUUUAAUACGCCGCCGACUAUCACCACGGCAUUGAUUCCCAUACAAUUUAAGUUUUAUUAUUUUAAAUAUUUAUUAAACGUCAUACGGAAUCUAAACUGUCAGCGAAUCCUGAGUAUCUUUUUUUUUAUGGGAACUCUACCGUGAACACAAUGAAUUUUAACUCAGUGCUGUGUUUUAUUUUAAAAUAACCAGCUAUCAGCUGUCAUUUUUAUAUUUUAAAUAUAAAUUAACACAAAAAUAAUAAAGUGUACGAAUUAGUAAUUUGACUUUUACUAAAUCUUCCAAGAACUUGAUCUUCAAAUGAUGCGGUGAAUCAACAAUCGAUAUAGUAAUAUCCGAGAUAAUAAACAUCAAAAGUAGCAAAGCUGAAAAAGAUAAAAAAAUAGUUAAUAAAGCUUGAAUUAGUUUCCACGACGCGUCACGCGGGUGUGGUAGGUCUAUGGGGGGCUCCUCCGCAUCAGCGGACGACCCCCUGCUGCAACUCAAGCCAUCACGGGGCAAAUUGCUGGAGUUCCCUCGGUGUCUUGGGUCGUACGACUGGGACACUUUCGUCGACGGGAAAUUUACCUUCAGCGGUACUUGGGACCAAGCAAAUGAAGAGUCCCUCCGGUAUCAUGAGGCAGUCUAGCCUCACAAAACUUGGAUCCAUGAUUAACACGGCUGUUAAUAAAAGAGCUGGUAAUGGUGACAUACAGUGGUGCUUUUCCCAGGUGAAGGGAACGUUGGAGGACGAUGUCACUGAAGCUGAUAUAAUAUCAUGUGUGGAAUUCAAUCAUGAUGGCGAUCUUCUUGCAACGGGAGAUAAAGGAGGACGAGUUGUUAUUUUUCAACGAGACCCCAUUAGUAAAAGUAGUAUACCGCGAAGAGGAGAAUACAAUGUGUACAGUACAUUUCAAAGCCACGAACCAGAGUUUGAUUAUCUUAAAUCAUUGGAGAUAGAAGAAAAAAUAAAUAAAAUAAGAUGGUUAAAACGUAAAAAUCCAGCCCAUUUUUUGUUGUCGACAAAUGACAAGACAAUUAAAUUAUGGAAAGUUAGUGAACGUGACAAGAGAGUCGAGGGUUACAAUACUAAAGAGGAGAGCGGAGCAAUACGUGAUCCAGCAUGUAUCACUGCCUUGCGAGUACCAACAAUAAAACCAAUGGAGCUUAUGGUCGAAGCCUCUCCGAGAAGAAUAUUUGCAAAUGCACAUACGUACCACAUUAACAGUAUAAGUGUCAACAGCGAUCAAGAGACGUACCUCAGUGCCGAUGAUCUUAGAAUAAAUCUCUGGCAUCUUGAGAUAACAGAUCAAAGUUUUAAUAUUGUAGACAUUAAGCCAGCAAACAUGGAGGAGUUGACGGAAGUUAUAACUGCUGCUGAAUUUCAUCCUGUUGAAUGUAAUUUAUUGGUUUACAGUAGUAGUAAAGGUACGAUAAGAUUGUGUGACAUGAGAUCAGCUGCGCUGUGUGAUCGUCACAGUAAAUUAUUUGAGGAACCUGAAGAUCCAACAAAUAGAAGCUUUUUUUCUGAAAUUAUUUCUAGUAUAAGUGAUGUCAAGUUAAGCAAUUCCGGCCGUUAUAUGAUCAGUAGAGACUACCUCAGUGUCAAAGUGUGGGAUUUACACAUGGAGACUAAGCCUAUCGAGUGUUAUCCAGUACACGAGUAUUUAAGAUCAAAGUUAUGUUCUCUGUAUGAAAACGAUUGCAUUUUUGAUAAAUUUGAAUGUUGCUGGAGCGGCAAUGACUCGGCGAUAAUGACCGGUUCUUACAACAAUUUCUUCCGUGUUUUUGAUCGAACAUCUAAGCGUGAUCUGACUUUAGAAGCGGCACGUGAUAUUGCCAAGCCAAAAACACUUCUAAAACCACGCAAAGUUUGCACGGGAGGUAAACGUAAAAAAGAUGAAAUAAGCGUCGAUUGUCUAGAUUUCAAUAAGAAGAUACUGCAUACUGCAUGGCAUCCUUCGGAAAAUGUAGUUGCUGUCGCAGCUACGAACAAUCUCUUCCUAUUCCAAGACAAACUCUAGCACAUUUAUGUGCAGAUUAUUCAACGCUUUAUAUUGACCUGAUUGUGGUGCACGGCGUUGAAAAUUAAUAAAGCCGUGAAGAAAUGAGUGUCUAGCUGUUUGUAUAAAAAGACAAGAGUCAUUGCAAUUUUGACUGAUGAAAUAUAGAGUACAUUUAUCAUCUUAUCCACACGACGCGCGCACAGCUUGUACAAAGGAACAUAAUCACAGUCAUAUGUCUAAAUACAUGCAUAUGUAAUGCUGAUAAACACAAAGAAAAAAAAACAAAGAUGAACAUCGCGGCACAGUUAUCUCACGUGAUUGUCAGAAAUAUUUACAGUAAUAAUCAAAACAAUCAACUCAUUUGAAUUUAUCAGUGCGCGCGUUGCUGUCAAAUGAUGCCCCAGUCUUUUUUUUUUUUUUAAAGUAUUCGUUUAAUAUUUUUUUAGCCUUCAGCUAAAUCCAGCGAAUAGAUCGUGGACACUAUUCUUUAUCAAGCUGUGACGUGAUAGCGAAUUUCUUUUUAAAUUUCCAUCACGCGUUUUUUCCCUUUUUUUAUGUCUCCUUUAUGUUAAAUUUGUACGACGCGGGCAUUUCACGGCUGGUUUGUCGUUGAGAUUUUUUUUCUCUGAAUAAUUCAGUAUCAAAACUCAUAUUUUUUUUUUUUUUUUAAAUAUUCUCAGUAAAUAUUUUCAUUGAUGGUGUAUUCGAAUUCCGCGCCUUAGCUCCCGGGAAAUUUGAAUUCAUAAUUAAAUUAAUAAAAAAAAGUUGACCAAUAAAAAAAGUAUGAAUAAUUAAAUGUGUUGAUUAAAGUCUAAGUGAACAUAUCUUAGUAUUUCUCAGUGCACUUGAUAAGUCAUAAAUUUUUUUUAUUGGUCAUUAAUUUUCUUUAUAAAAAAUUUGAAAAUUUUAAUUUUCCCGGGUGUCAGUGUCGGGGUUGCGGGUUCGAAGACACCAUGAAAAUCAUCGGGCCUAAUUCCUCAACUUUUAUUAUAUUUUAAUUUUUUUUUUAUACACAAAUAAAUUAAUUCGUUCUCAUUAAUUAUAAAAAGUAUGUGUGGUGUUUUUCUUGUCAUUUACACAUUAAAAACAAUGGGAUUAAUAAAUAACAUGGGAAUUAAAAUAUGUAUUUUAAAAAAAAAAUUGAGGCUCAAAUUACUAAAUUGUAUAAAAUUUAUUUUAAAAACACAGCGUAAUUAAUUUUCAUAAAUUUUCUUUAUCGUUAUUUUAAAUACUAGUUUAUUUUAUUAUUAUUAUUGAAGAAAAAAAAAGUUUUUCUUUAUGUCUCACUGGAUUAUGGUGUUAACAGAAUUUUGAUAUUCAUUUUGGCUCAAUUAAAAAAAUAUACAAAAUUUUGUAGCUACUGUUUAAUAAAAAUAAUAAUAUUUAAAAUAAAGACAUAUGUAAUUUUCAUCAUUAUAUAUGCGCGAGCUGUAAUUUUCUAUCGCAACAAAUAUAUAUAUUUAAAAAAAAGAAAAAAAAAAUUUUAUGUAGUUCGUAAUUUGAUAAAUUUGUCCACGAUCUGGUUUUAUUUCAAAAAUGAAUCUCACGAUAAAUCAUAUGAUUAAAAUGUAUGUAUGCAUGGAUGUGAUACAUAAAUAAUCAUUUGAAUAAAAAAUAAAAACAAAAUAAAACGUAAUGUUGAUAUUUAUAACACAGAAAUAAAUAUGAGUGAAUGCAGGCGUCAUACAAAUUUUUAAUUAUAAGUAAAUAGAGUAAAUAAUUAAUAAAAUAAAAUUUUUAAAAAAUGGGCAUUUAAAAAAUUUGAAAAUUAAUAAGUGCAUUUUUUUCAAAUAUUUUUUUUUUUAAUUGUUUACUCUAUUUAUAAUUUUGAAUUUGUCAGAUAUAUUCAAGCAAAUCCGCCUGAGAAAAUAAAAAUAUAAAUCGGCGGAAGGUAAGUUGUCCAGAGAAUUUUUUUCUCUUGAUUGAUUCGUUGUACCUGCGGUAACAACAUGAGCCAAGUAAGAUAAGAAAAAAAAUUUGAAUACUGUAUUGUGGAAUUUAAAUGGGUAGCAAAGUAAUUACAGUCGAGGAGAUAAAAAAAAGAAAUGAAACGGAAGUGGAUUAUCUCAUAUUUGGCUUACAGAGUCUACGUAAUUGUGAUAUACAUAAUACGUGUUAUGUUUUAGAUAACGUUUAAUGUUAGCGGUCACUAAUGUGAGAAGUUAAAUAUAAUGAUAAUAAUAAUAACUAUGCAAGAGAGACACACACAUACAUGAUUCACGUAUUUUGUAUAAAUUAUGUUGAUUUAUUAUUGACAAAUACAAUGCUAAAAAUAUAUUAUUAAUUGAUGAUGAUAAUGAUGAUGAUGAUGAUGAACGAUAUAAUUUAUUGCGCCAGUGCAAGACGCAGGGGCAUGAACUUAAAAAGACACUUUGUACAAGGUUUUGUAAUAAAAUACGGAUAAAAAUGGAGAAAAAAUUUACGCGCUUUUAUUAUGCGUCGACGGAAUAAACAGGAAAUUGGAUGUCAAAAAAUUAUGUCAAGACAAGUGCGCGGUGUAAAUGUGUGCGAACCCUUGGAUUUUAAUCCUCAAUGGAUUUGCGCACACUUACCUCAUGUCAUUGUGAUCUAGAAUUUUUUUACUUUCUAAAAUUUAUAAUUUAGAAAUAAUAUUGAUUGCAAUUAAUUGAUAAAUUUUAAGUGCAAUAUUUUUUGUACAGAAAAAAAAAAAUUGGUGCAAAAAAUUUUCACUUGUCAAGAAAUUUUUUUCAUUCGAAAUUGGAGUAAGAAAAUUUUUUUUUUUGUCUAGUGCGACGUAAUAAUUUUUUUGCGCAAUUUCCUAUUUGGUUUCGCCGACUCAUUAUAAAAAUUCGUAAAUUUCUUAAGCCCAUUUUUCUACGUGCAGUAAUGAAGCUGUCAUAUUUAUGAUUACUUGUUUUGGAUAAUCGAUGAUACAAUUCUGAGCUUUUUUAAAUAAAGCCACUUUACGAUAAUAAUAAUAACAAUAUUAAUAAUAAUAAUAAUAAUGAUAAAAUUUAUAAUUAAUUAUCUCAGAUAAUUUUGCUGCAGUGUACAAUGUACGACCGCGAUGGUCGGAUCUCUGAUGUAUGAUAUGAUAAUAUGAUAGUACGAGCCAUAUUUUAUAUACAAUCGGUAUAAAAAAAUAAGAUUUAUAAAAUUAUUAUUUUGGUGCUUAAUCGCCUAAUCGCUUUGCCCGUCGCUUUCAUAUUAAUUACUAUUAUUAUUAUUAAUUAUUAUCAUUGAUUAAUUGUAUUAUUAAUUAUUUGUUUAUAUAAGUGUAAAAUUAGUUGAUCAAUUUAUAAUUCUGUUUAGUGCCAAUUUAUUAUUAAUUAUUUAUCAGUAUCGAGAUAAACGAUUUGUUUAUAUUUUACA
Microplitis demolitor is the source of this 5482-nucleotide messenger RNA. It is a transcript of the gene tws, whose product is annotated as protein phosphatase PP2A 55 kDa regulatory subunit. Lineage: Eukaryota; Metazoa; Arthropoda; Insecta; Hymenoptera; Braconidae. The record is from RefSeq and is a predicted model, not a curated record. The transcript is spliced from 8 exons. Gene Ontology annotation, cellular component: cytosol; protein phosphatase type 2A complex. Gene Ontology annotation, biological process: peptidyl-serine dephosphorylation. Bases 758 to 2167 code for a protein of 469 amino acids. Gene Ontology annotation, molecular function: protein phosphatase regulator activity; protein binding.